Brenthis ino (lesser marbled fritillary) is the source of this 3318-nucleotide messenger RNA. The record is from the annotation of a GenBank genome assembly. NCBI's taxonomy places the organism in Eukaryota, Metazoa, Arthropoda, Insecta, Lepidoptera, Nymphalidae.
AUGGCAUCUUGUAAAUUUGCCCAUAUCGUGACGACAGUACAGCAUGGAUUUCCUCACAGAGCGUCAGCCCUCGCCUGGGACCCUCUCCUACGACUUGCUGCUCUCGGUACUGCAUCUGGCGCUUUGAAAGUAUACGGAAGACCUGGAGUCGAAUUGUAUGGACAACACACCAAUCCAGAUUCCAUAGUUACACAAAUACAUUUUAUACCAGGAACUGGACGUCUAAUAUCCCUCUGUGAUGACAACACCCUGCAUUUAUGGGAAAUUAACGAAAAAUCGCUCGUAGAGCUUAAAUCGCAUGCUUUUGAAGGCAAAACAAAAAAGAUAUCAUCGAUAUGUGUAGAGUCAUCAGGAAAGAAUUUCCUACUUGGGACGGAGGGAGGCAACAUAUACACCGUAGACUGCAACACCUUCACAGUUCACGACGAUGUUAUUUAUCAAGACCUUAUUAUGGGAAAUUGUCCAGAAGACUUCAAAGUGAACCCGGGCGCGGUGGAGGCAGUCUGCGAACACCCCAAAGUGCCGAGUCGCAUUCUGAUCGGGUACAACCGCGGCUUGGUCGUCCUCUGGGACCGCGCGACCUCCACCCCCACGCACACGUUCGUGUCGAAUCAACAGUUGGAGAGCUUAUGUUGGAAUGAUGACGGAGAACACUUCACAUCGUCACACAACGACGGCUCCUACGUGAUGUGGGAAGUGGCCGGCGCUGCCAGCGACCGUCCUCUGAAGGAGCCAGUCACACCCUACGGCCCUUACCCGUGCAAAGCCAUAUCUAAGAUCCUCAAUAGAACCAGUGUUGAUGGAGAUGAAAUCGUUAUAUUUGCCGGUGGCAUGCCCAGAGCGUCUUAUUCGGAUAAGUACACCGUCACAGUGCAGCAGGGUGAAAAACAUGUGGCAUUCGACUUCACCAGCAGAGUAAUCGACUUCUUCACAACAACGCCCGUGCCGCCCGACGGCGUGCCCUUGCAGGAGGAGCGGCCCGACACGCCCGCGCAAAUACUCGUGCAGACUGUCAACCAAGUGGCUGCUGCUUUGGUGGUGCUAGCGGAGGAGGAGCUGGUGGUGAUCGACCUGUGCGACGCGCGCUGGCGGCCGCUGCGCCUGCCCUACCUCGUGUCCAUACACGCGUCCGCCGUCACCACCAUGAACCUCGUCGACAACGUGGCCGACACCGUCUAUGAUAAUAUUGUAGCUGCAGGGCAACAGCAAAUCGAGAACAUAUACUCGGACAGUCCGUGGCCGAUAUCCGGCGGCAUCGUGGAGACGCCCGAGCCCUCCGGCCGGCAGGUGCUGCUCACUGGCCACGAGGACGGCUCCGUCCGCUUCUGGGACGUCACCGGCGUCGUCAUGACGCCGCUAUAUAAAUAUACUACGGCUCCGCUUUUUAGCGGGCUGAAAAGAUCGACGCCGAGUGGUGAAGAGAUAGGCGAAAAUAAUGACAGUCAAAACGACGAAGAGGAGUGGCCUCCAUUCAGACGAGUCGGUACCUUCGACCCGUACAGCGAUGAUCCACGCCUCGGUGUUAAAAGAGUUCUCCUCUGUCCUUUAUCUGGUAUGUUAACUAUUGGUGGGGCAGCUGGUCAUAUCGUGAUCGCUAGUCUCAAGACGUCACCAAGUACCGCUGAAGUUAAGUCGAUACCAGUAAACAUCGUGUCGGAUCGCGAUGGCUUCGUGUGGAAAGGCCAUAGCCAAUUGACAUUACGGUCCGGGCCUCUUACUUUCCCGGCAGGAUAUCAGGCCAGCUGUAUAGGGCAGCUGUCGCCGCCCGCGGCCGUGACGGCGCUGGCGGCGCAGUGGGAGUGGGGCGUGGUGUGCGCGGGCACGGCGCACGGCCUGGCGCUGCUGGACGCGCUGCGCGUGCAGCCGCUCAUACACAAGUGCACGCUCAAUCCGCAUGAUCAUUCGGGUGCUGGUGACACUCCGAUUUCAAGAAGAAAAUCAUUCAAGAAGUCUUUGAGGGAAUCAUUUAGACGGCUCCGGAAAGGCAGGUCACAGAGACGCCAGACCACAACAUCCUCUAGCCCUACAUCACCCACACAACCAGCCGCAAAGAAAGUGACAGACAAGGCAGUGAGUGAAUCCGACGCGGACGUGAAGCCCAUAGAGCGCGCGGUGGAGGCGCGCUCCACAGACGACGCGUACGGCUCUAUGGUGCGCUGCCUGUACUUUGCCCGCACUUUCCUUAUCAACACACAAAAGUCAACACCAACUCUAUGGGCGGGUACUAAUAAUGGAACGGUGUACGCGUUCACGAUACACGUGCCUAAUACAAACAAACGGAAAGAGGAACCGGUAACAUGUCAACUUGCUAAAGAAAUCCAGCUGAAGCACAGAGCGCCUGUCAUAGGCAUCACCGUGUUAGAUGGCGCUGCUGUGGUGCCCUUGCCUGAUCCCUUAGAGGUGGAGCGCGGCGUGGCGGCGCUGCCGGAGGGCAACGCGCACCGCGUGGUCAUCACGUCGGAGGAGCAGUUCAAGGUGUUCUCGCUGCCCGCGCUCAAGCCCCACAACAAGUACAAGCUCACCGCGCACGAGGGGGCACGCGUGCGCCGCACGGCGUUCUCCUGGUUCGAGUGCGCGGGCGCGGCGGGCGCGGGCGCGGGCGAGGCGCACCGCGAGUGGUGCCUGCUGUGCCUCACCAACCUCGGCGACUGCCUCGUGCUGUCGCCCGACCUGCGCCGCCAGCUCAACGCGGCCGCCGUGCGCAAGGAGGACAUCAAUGGCAUUUCCAGCCUCUGCUUCUCGAAACGUGGCGAAGCUCUCUAUCUUCACUCGUCAUCAGAGUUACAAAGGAUUACGCUCUCUGCUACAAAGGUGACGAUCGCUCAAUGCCAUGUAUUGCUAUCACCAUGGGCGGCGGCUCUACGGGGACCCGCCGAAGAAACUCCACUCACUAAUGGGGAGCAUAAAGAGGAGCCGGCGACGUCGGAAGCAGUGCACGACGUGACGGCGGCGUCGGGCGACAUCACCGUGGACUCGGUGCGCGACCACCACGCUGAAGCGCCAGAGCUUAAUAUUAAUUUACAGAAUUCGCAAGUGAACACGAGCUCGAUGGUGGUGAAGACGACGACGCGCACCGCCGUGGGCGAGGCGAGCGUGGACGGCGUCACCACCACAACCACCACCACUACUACUAAUUCUACAGCGGAAAAUAUCCUAGAACACAGUCGCGAGGAAGGAGUCAUCACUCGCAUCGAGACGGGCACGGUGACGGUGCCGGCCGGCACCGACCCCAAGCUGAUCCUGGAGAUGUUUGACCGCCAGCGCUCGCACAUAUCAGUGCCCACGCCCACGCCCACCGCUGUGCCGGCCGCCGACUCC